AUGGAUUAUCUGACCAUUGAAGCUGAGGAAGAAGUCCUUCCAGCCAUUACUAGUGAGGAUGCUUCUCUGCCCCAAAAACAGAACACAGAAGAAAUGGAACCUACUGUUGAGCUCCUUCCUGUUGAGUUCCAGGAAUUGGUGACAGUCAAGGAUGAGGAAAUGGAUUUCGCUCAUGUGGAAGAAGAACAGCUGAGUUCUGCCCAAAGGUACAUGGGCAUGGAUAUGAAAGUGGAGAAUUGUGGGAGCCUGGUAUUUUGGGUGAAAAAGCCUUGGAAGUGCAAUGAAUGUGGGAAAUCCUUCAGUUACUACUCAGCCUUUAUCUUACAUCAGAGAAUUCAUACUGGAGAGAAGCCUUAUGUAUGUAACGAGUGUGGAAAGGCCUUCAGUCGGAGCUCAUCACUUAUUCAGCAUCAGAGGAUUCACACUGGAGAGAAACCCUAUGAGUGUAAUGAAUGUGGGAAGGCUUUCAGUCAUCGGUCAGCCCUCAUCCAACAUCACAUCAUUCAUACUGGAGAAAAGCCCUAUGAGUGCAGUGAAUGUGGGAAGGCCUUCAACCAAAGCACGUACCUUAUUCAACAUCACAGAAUCCAUACUGGAGAGAAACCCUAUAAAUGCAAGGAAUGUGGGAAAGCUUUCAAUGACACCUCAUCCCUUAUUAAACAUCAAAGGGUUCAUACUGGAGAAAAACCCUAUGGAUGUACAGAGUGUGGGAAAGCCUUUAGUGACAGGUCCGGCCUGACCCAACAUCAGAGAACUCAUACAGGGGAAAAGCCAUAUGAAUGCAGUGAAUGUGGGAAAGCUUUCAGUUACUGUUCAGCUCUUAUACAACAUCAAGGAACUCAUACUGGGGAGAAACCUUACAAAUGUAACGAAUGUGGGAAAGCCUUCAGUGACCGCUCAGCUCUUGUAAGACAUCAGAGAAUUCAUACUGGAGAGAAACCUUACAAAUGUAAAGAAUGCAAGAAAGCCUUCAGCCAGAGCUCAUCUCUUACAAAGCAUCUGAGAACUCAUACUGGAGAGAAACCAUAUAAAUGCAAUGAUUGUGACAAAGCCUUCAGCCAGAGUUCAUCUCUUAUUCAACACCAGAAAACCCAUAUGGGAGAAAAACACUACAAGUGUAAGAAAUGUGAGAAAACGUUUAGUGUGCGUUCAGCCUUUCAUCAACACAAAGAAAUUCAUGAUGGAUAG
Molecule: messenger RNA, 1188 nt
Organism: Neomonachus schauinslandi (Hawaiian monk seal)
Lineage: Eukaryota; Metazoa; Chordata; Mammalia; Carnivora; Phocidae
Product: zinc finger protein OZF-like
Exons: 4
Coding region: 1-1188 (395 amino acids)
Biological process (GO): regulation of transcription by RNA polymerase II; central nervous system development
Cellular component (GO): nucleus
Molecular function (GO): RNA polymerase II cis-regulatory region sequence-specific DNA binding; DNA-binding transcription factor activity, RNA polymerase II-specific
Source: RefSeq, a predicted model, not a curated record